Messenger RNA from Castor canadensis (American beaver), 801 nucleotides. The record is from RefSeq and is a predicted model, not a curated record. Lineage: Eukaryota; Metazoa; Chordata; Mammalia; Rodentia; Castoridae.
UGACUCUAUUAUAAUUAUUAAAUUUAAAACAUUGUUAUGAUAAAUCUGACACUGUGUAUUGAAAUUUGUUCUAGAUGUGUAGAAGAAUUAGAGCUAAAACUUACAAAGGCUAAUGAAAAUGCAAGUGUUCUGCAGAAAAAUAUUGGGGAAGUAACUCUUAAGGCUGAACAGAGCCAGCAGGAAGCAGCUAAAAAGCACCAGGAAGAAAAGAGAGAACUAGAGGAAAAACUGUUGGACAUGGAAAAGAAGAUGGAAAUGAACCACAACCAGUGUCAGGAUCUGAAAGCCAGGUUUGAAAAAGCCAGUUCUGAGACAAAAACUAAGCAUGAAGAAAUCCUACAGAACCUACAGAAGAUACUGUUGGAGACGGAGGAGAAGCUGAGGGCUGCCCAGGACGAGAACAGAGACUUGAUGCAAAAGAUGGAAGAACUAAAAACACAAGCUGACAAAGCCAAAGCUGCUCAGACUGCAGAAGAUGCCAUGCAGAUGAUGGAACAGAUGACCAAAGAGAAGACCGAAACUCUGGCCUCCUUGGAGGACACCAAGCAAACAAAUGCAAAACUGCAGACCGAAUUGGACACACUAAAAGAAAACAACUUGAAAAAUGUGGAAGAGCUGAACAAAUCAAAAGAACUUCUGACUGUAGAAAAUCAGAAAAUGGAAGAAUUCAGGAAAGAAAUAGAAACCCUAAAGCAGGCAGCAGCUCAGAAGUCCCAGCAGCUUUCAGCAUUGCAAGAAGAGAACGUCAAACUUGCUGAGGAACUGGGGAGAAGCAGGGACGAAGUCACAAGUCAUCAAAAG